Gambusia affinis (western mosquitofish) is the source of this 6979-nucleotide messenger RNA. RefSeq names its product mitogen-activated protein kinase 4 (gene mapk4). The record is from RefSeq and is a predicted model, not a curated record. Bases 1679 to 3856 code for a protein of 725 amino acids. Gene Ontology annotation, molecular function: MAP kinase activity; ATP binding. Gene Ontology annotation, biological process: protein phosphorylation; cell surface receptor signaling pathway; intracellular signal transduction. The transcript has 12 exons. NCBI's taxonomy places the organism in Eukaryota, Metazoa, Chordata, Actinopteri, Cyprinodontiformes, Poeciliidae. Gene Ontology annotation, cellular component: nucleus; cytoplasm.
GAUAUUUUUGGCUGCAGUAAAGGUAGGGCCAAUGUUCCCCAGACCACAGCCUGAUCUCAUGAGGCAUGUGUUAGUUCUCUCUCUACUUCAACACACCUGCAUCAAAUGGUGGCUCAUUAGAGGACCUCAGGAGAAAUUCUGAGGAAGAAGUUACUACCACCAGGCAUAGAACCCUCCUUUAUUAGCACACAAGCUACAGAUUCUUUGAAAUGUAAAAGAUUCACCUUCUCCAAGAAGUGAAAAAAACACUUAUUAUGAUGUCAAGUUGAAGAUCUGGCUCUGAUGAUCAAUACAUUCUUGACCACGGGUUUCUGAGGGUCUUCAUCAUCCUCAUCUUCAUUGUUGCUACUCCUACCGUUGGCCAGUAACGUAUCAAAACCUUACUUCGUAAUGGCAACAAUGGACUUCAAGUUAAGAACUAAAAUAGGUCCGGCUGUAGGCUAAGAUUCAGUGUCUUCUAAACCCCAGAGUCGGUUGUGGCAGAUGGCUGCUCACACUGAGCCGGGUCCUGCUGGAGGUUCACAACAUGCUCAUCCAGGAAGCAUGAAUGCUGCAGGGGUGAGGCAGUUGCACUCAAGCUAAAGAAAUUCGUUAGAUCUGUUAUAGCAAAGGAAUCAGAAGAUGGAAGGGAAAAAAGGGACAACACAGAUUCCGGAAGAAGGAAGAAACACAAAGAAGAGGAAGAAGUAGCAGAUGUGUUGUGCAGGAUGUUCUCUGUUUGACCACGGCCUGCUGCUGAAAGCCCUACAUUCAUGAGAAGGCAACAGAAAGAAGAUUACUGGGGGAUUAAACACAUGCACACGUGUGCACACGCAAACGCAGGGGUGUACUACGGUUCUGGGAUUUAACUUCCAUCCAACUGAUCUGAAUGAACUUCCCUGACUGACUGAGAGACUCUAAAAGCAUCAUGGAAGAAGAGGAGGAGCCAACAGAGGCUCACUGAAUGUACUGCCGCUGACCCCACCUUCUUUCCACCUGUCUCACCAUCAAAGGCUUGGAAAGCUUUAAAUUACCAAGUUGACUGUCCCACAAUGUGUUGACACUUAGCAGUAGAAUUAGCCUCACCUAUUGCUUGCAUGUAUCUGCCAACCCCUGCCCUGAUUUAUUUUAAAAAAGACUAGCUGACAUUUACAUCUGAGAGAUCCAGAGAAAGCUUCAUUUUUUUUUAUCCUGCAGCCAUAGCAGAAAAAAAACACCAAGUGUUAAGAGGAAGAUGCUGAAGAGAAAGUGAUAUUUUUAAACCUUUGCUGUGGAUGCCUUACCACCACAGGCUUACACAUGAGACUGAAGGAUGACUGGCAAAACCACAUCUUUGAUUCCUUUAAGUUUAGAAGUUCUGUUUUUAGCUCAAGCUCUUCUUUUUUUGAAUUACAUCAACAACAAAGAAAUAUUCCUAUUGCGUUGUUGUUUAUGCUGAGAUGAGUAACAGAUCUGAUGUGAGAAUUGCCAGAAGGAGAUAAAGAUAUGUUUUAUUUUUGCUGCAGCACAUCUCUUUUCAUGAGGAUGUAAACCAGAUGUGACUUUUCCAAAAUAUUUUGGAGUAUAUGAGGCCUUAACAACAAGAAAUACAUUUCCACGCCAUAGGUUCCUAAAAAAAUUGCAGAUGACAAUUCACCAGCAAAAUGUGACAUCUUUUGUAUAAAACAAGAACAGUCCUAUCCCCUCAAACUGACCUGCAAUGGCCAGCCAGGCCACCCCUUUGUUUCUCCACGGCUUUGAACUCAGCGGUCACUUUGUUGACCCUCAACCUCUUGGCACCGGUGUCACGGGGCUGGUACUGUCUGCUGUAGACCAGCGCACUGGACAGCGAGUAGCUAUUAAAAAGCUGUCAAUGCGAGAUGCAAUCACAGUGAAGCAUGCCCUGCGGGAGGUAAAAAUCACCCAACGACUGCACCACGAGAACGUAGUAAGUGUCCACGAGGUCUUAGCGCCAUAUGGAUGGCCGCUGCCCCAUGACCCAUCCCAUCUUAGUGCCCUGUACAUCAUCCAGGAGUGCAUGGAGACCGAUCUGGCCCGGUUACUGGACCAGGGACCACUACCCACAAGUCAUGCCACCCUGCUGUUUUAUCAGCUGCUGAGGGGCCUAAAGUUCAUCCACUCAGCCAAUGUCCUCCACCGAGACCUGAAGCCUGCCAACAUCUUCAUCAACACAGACCAAAUGCUGCUCAAGAUCGGAGACUUUGGUCUUGCCAGAAUAGUGGACCCCCAUUAUUCUCAUAAGGGCUAUCUGUCUGAGGGUUUGGUGACUAAGUGGUAUCGUUCCCCCCGUCUGCUCCUAUCCCCCAACAAUUACACGAAGGCCAUAGACAUGUGGGCUGCUGGUUGCAUACUGGCUGAGAUGCUCACUGGUCGCAUGCUGUUUGCAGGAGCUCAUGAGCUGGAACAGAUGCAGCUGAUUCUCGACACAGUGCCAGUACUGAGAGAGGAGGACAGGCAGGAUCUCCAACAGGUGAUGCCUUCAUAUGUCAGUCAUGGAUGGAGAAUCAAGAAACCCUUCUCGGAGUUGCUGCCUGAAGUGGAUCCUUGGGCUGUGGAUUUUCUUGAGCGCAUCUUGACAUUUAACCCCAUGGACCGUUUGACAGCAGAAGAAGCUCUGUCCCACACUUUCCUUCAGCAGUACUCCUGUCCUGAGGAUGAGCCUGUCUCCUCACAACCUUUCCACAUUGAGGACGAGCUGGACAGCCUCAUCAGCAAGCAGAGCGUGAGCAGCAGCGACAGUCAGGCCUCCAGUUUUCACUGGGAAAGGUACGAUAACAAUUUAGCAACCAACAUAUGGUCACCAUACUCAGGCGAGAGGUGUCGGUGCUUGCCCUCUGGUCCUAUUCCAGCUGACCUGGGAGACACCAUAGAUAAUGAAGAGGUGCAGCGGGACCCCAGGGCCAGUUCCAGCUCUCUGACAGAAGAGGCGCAGGUUGACCCCCGCAAAUAUUCCCAUAGCAGUUCAGCUGAGCGUUUCCUGGAGAGCUCCCACUCGUCUCUGGAGCGGGUCUGUGCUUUAGGAUACGGGGAGCUUGACUGCGGUCGCUCCUGCGAUUACAAAGUGGGCUCUCCUUCAUAUCUGGAUAAAAUUGCGUGGCGAGAGGGAAAGCCCCAGCACUACUCGGAGCCUAAGCUGAUUCUGGAUCUGUCUCACUGGAAGCGUAACACUGGCAGACUCCCUGUGCCUGCUGAGCCCAUUGGUGGCAGCAUAGAGGACCUAGGAGAGGUGAGGGUGGAGGAAGCAGAGGAAGAAGAGGAGGAAACUGGGGAUUUGUUCCAGGAAAUCACUCGCUGGGUGGAGAGUGCUCAUUCUCGUCUGCACUCACCCAGUACCAGUCCAUUAAUGGCCUACUGCUCACCCUCCUGCUACACCUCCUCUCCCCCUCUUCCGCUGUCUCCCACGGACCUCCCAGCUCCUGUCUUCCACUACAACGAACACAUCUGCCCUCCAUCAGUUGACUAUGACGAGGACAGACUGAGUCCCCUUCCUUCCAGCACUUCUUCCUCUAAUACCCUCCCCUUUCUCUUCCCAUCAUCGCCCACAGCUAUAUUUUCACCUCAAACAGCAUCGCCACCAUCUACUCCACUUGUGCAGCUCCCAGAAUCUCAACCGCUGUCCUCUACCUCCUCUAUAUCGCAGUCUCCUAAUGCAGACUCCACAGAGUCUCUGCAAGUCAAGCAAAAAGAGCGCUUGUUUGACCUUGAUGUGUUCAUAUCCCGAGCUCUGAAGCUGGUCCGGCAGAAUAAAGAGAAAGUUCAAGUGAAGAAAGGAAAAGAUGAAGGCUGGAUGGAGGAGAGCAAAACAGCAAGCAUUAAAGGAAAGGUGCCCCGGCUUUCAGAGCAUAGGACUUCCCCAUCACAGACUCCCAACUCCUAAUCUCAGUUCCAGGGUUAGCAUAAGAUAACUAUAAAAAUAGUCACACUUCAAAAUAUACUGCAAAUGAGGGAUGUUCUGCAUUCUACAGUAGCAGCUUGUCUUUUUAGCACUCCUUUGGCUUCAAGGCAAACCUUCAGUUUAAAAACAGCAGCUGUGCAGCUUUGGUUCUCAGGCAAUAAAAGCUAAGAAAAAACUUGAGUAAAAUAUAAAUCAACACACUUGGCUCUAUAAAUACUAAACAUUUACUCAAUGUGAGUAGAUCUGCUUUAUGCCUGUUUCUAUAGGUAGUAAAGCUAACUAUCAAUCAUUCAAGACUUGAUGAUCACUAUGAUGCAUUGUCUUUGUACUAAAACUUGGAUUUAAUGAGUUCCCAUUAGGAAAUACAACAUAAAUGUCCCCUGAAGUCACAUCUCCUGUCAGUAAAGACAGUGGUCUCUUGGUGUGUUUAAUUUGUUUUUGGAAGUCCAAGCUCUGAUAUGAGAACGUCGCACACGAGUCGGGUAAACAAGAAUGUACCCUAAAGUUAAAAUUAUGACAAAAGCAGGUCAGAGGUUUCCUGUUAGUUUUUCUCUCAUGUUGACACUGAUCACAAAAUGACGCUACACCUGAGUUUUGUACAUUCCAUUGUUGUGUUCGCUUAUCGAUAAGAAGUUAGAUUUUUGGAAUUCCAAGUUGAGAUGCAACAAGAAUGUCAAAAUUCUAACUGUGAAACUGUUUGAGAAUAAGUAAGCAUAGCGUCCAAUUCUCCCUGGGUGUUGUUGUAUAUCCAACUGGGAAUUCUGGGAAAUCUGACUUUAGAGUACAAAAACAAGUCACAAUCUAAGCAGCCUCGAGUUCAGUCUCCAUUCUCAAAAUUAUAUAAAAUAUAUUUAAAACAGUGAAGGUUUCAAGAAUAAACUAUUGACACUAUUAGUCCGUUUGUAUCUAAUGAAACUUGUGACACAUUCUAAUGCACAACCUCUGAUUUUGAAAGUGCUCCUUUGGUAAUUAAAUGCAUUCAAGAGAGAAAAUCAAAUUAUCAGCGUAGUGCCAAGGCUCAAGCUCCAACCUAAUCCAAUGCAUCAUAUACAUGUCACAAAAUAUUUGUCACUGAUAACAGCAAUCUUAGACUCUUAUGAUGUGCUUAAAACCUGCUGUAAUUAGCUUUCUAAACUCCAUCCUGUUAACUCUUGAAAGAAUCUGUCAGUCUUCCAAUAACAUUUACCAAACGCAGCAAAAGCUUUUUCUAAGCAUUUGAAUGUAUUAACUAAGAAGUAACUAGACAGAGUGUGGUGUGAUCGACUGUUAGUUUUAUUUAUUGCUGUUUUAACACAAUAAAUGUUAAAAUAGCAAUAAUUGCUGUUUUAACAAUUAUUGUUAAAACAGUAAUUGUUUUAACAAUUACUCCCCAAUUGACUUACUAAGUUUUAACAAUAGAAUCUUGUAUAAAGUUAUGUUCAUAUUGGAAUUUAAAGUACAUGUAAUAAAUUAGUAGACAUUUUCUGGCUAAGUAUUAGAAAAUAUUAUCUUUUUAAUGAUUAUGGAGUUAGGUAGGAUUUUGUUUGAAUUUGGAAUGAGCUAAUCUAUGGUAGUGCUCUAUGAUUCUUCUGCCAGCAGGACUCAUUUUUAAACAUGCAAUUUGUUUCCUUCUCGAUGCACCAAAUCUGUUCCACAAUGAAAACAAAGUUCUCUUCCACGGCUACGGGCCUAAAUACCUUCGGCUCACUUCAAUGUUAGCAACAGAAAGCUGUAGCAUGAGUAACACUGAUCUAUAUUUUGGGAAAUGCAGAGUCGGCCAAGUAGCUCUAUUUAUAAUGUACAACUUUUUCAGAACCCUUUUCUAUUUAUUAGGUUGUAGAUGCUUCGGUCUUAUUUGUUUGUUUGUUUGUUUUUUAAUAGCAUUUUUACUCUUUCAUUUGGACUGCACACUUAUUGGCAACCCCCUAAAAAUAAAUGCUUUUUUUUUUUUUUUUUUUCAGAAUUUAAUGUUUCAGCUGUAAUUUUACAAUAGGAAAUUUUAAUAAAAUUGGGGCCAAUAAUUGUGGAGGGUGGUGCUGCUGAAAUGUGCUGUAUGGCUGUUGAAAAAUGCAGCUAAGUUCAAUAAAUUUUUCAUACAUCCUCUGACAACGGUUGUAACAAGUUGAAAUGCAAUGCCUUGCUGUGAAGUUAUCGUUAUCUGUAUGCAGAGUGCAGUUGCACCUGUCCUGGAGUAACGCUCUAGAGAGUACCAGAGGUAAAAUUCUGAGCUCAAAAUACACUGCCAGCAAUACAAAACAAGCAUGUUUAAUCAUAAUUUUGUCUUUCACUGAAUGACCACGUUAUAAACCACAGUGAUAUUGCUAUCAAGCAUUGAGUGCUGUAUCAAUCUGCUUCUUUUAUGCACACUGUUACCUACAGGUAGUCAAGUAUUUCCAAAGGAUACUAACACAAGAUAUACUAUCAGUACAACCCAGUGAAACAGCAGUCAAACCACAUUUCUGUUGUUAAAUUUACAGUAAAGCACACGUAGAAUAUGAAGCACAUUAACAAAGGCAGCAUUUGGUCACCAUCAACAUUACAACUCUGUAUUGUCUGCUUUUGUCUGUAAUGUACCUCUCACAAUAAGAACAAAAACCUUGACAUAUUUAGAGCACUCAAAGAAAGUAAAAACUGCACCUUUCUGAUCCAAUAAUAGAUAAGUUGGUAUACAGUCUGACUUUUACCAUGUCUUAUAGUCUACACUUGUUGCACAGCUUAUUUCAGAGGCAACCUUUGCCAGCAAUAAUGCCAUUAUUGAGUGACACAAACACACUGUAACACAUGUGGUUACUGAGCCAAAAGUAAAAAUAGGUAGAACAUUGCUUAUUCUAUCAAGCAAUGUUGAACAUGUGCCUCAGUACACCUCGAUGCUUCCAGCUUGCUGAAUGUAAAAUAUGCCCUCAUCUCUGUAUGGCUAUGCAGGUAGCUUAAUCCAUGUCUUAAUGGCGUAUGUCUUUGUGAAACGGUAACAAAUUAUCUGGUUUCUUAUUCCAUAUUUAUCAUACUCAUGCUUCAGGGGGAUCUCAACCUUUCAUUUGAGAAAAUUUGUGGGAAUUUUAUUGUAUUUGAUUGAUAGCAUCUCUUUUGAGUGUCAGCCUUUGUUGGAAAAUUAAUAAAAGAAUGUUG